CACACCAGGGAGAAGCCCUUUGCCUGUACUGACUGUGGGAAGAGUUUCACCCAGAAAUCCAAUCUCAGCACACAUCGCCGCACCCACAAUGGGGAGAGACCCUAUGUCUGUGACAAGUGCAACAAGAGCUUCAUACAGAGAUCUGUGCUAACCCUGCACCGCCGCACCCACACUGGAGAGAAGCCGUAUGUCUGUGGUGACUGUGGUGAGAGCUUCACUGACAAGCCCAGCCUCACCCACCACAUACAGAUCCAUAGCAGUAAGAAGCACUUUGCCUGAACUGACUGUGGGAAGAAUUUCACCCUGAAAUCCCACCUCACCCAGAGCCACCGUGCCCACACUGGGGAGAAGCUGUAUGUCUGUGGUGACUGUGGGGAGAGCUUCACUGACAAGCCCAGCCUCACCCACCACCUACAGAUCCAUAGCAGUAAGAAGCACUUUGCCUGA
Merops nubicus (carmine bee-eater) is the source of this 447-nucleotide messenger RNA. Its product is annotated as gastrula zinc finger protein XlCGF8.2DB-like. The transcript has a single exon. The annotation marks the transcript as partial. NCBI's taxonomy places the organism in Eukaryota, Metazoa, Chordata, Aves, Coraciiformes, Meropidae. The record is from RefSeq and is a predicted model, not a curated record.